AAAGGGGUAGCUUGGGCAAAAAAAACUCUCAUUCUUGUUCUCUUUCUCUAUCGUUCACCGAAGACGUGGGGCCUGGCCGGGAGAAGGGCUUGUUGAUGGAGAAAAUUGAUGGGUUUGUGGUGGUUAGGGAUACCACCGCGCCGUCAUGGUGUGCAUGAGGUUUGUGAUUCUGCACUUCUGGAACAUGAUUUCCACUUCGUUUGCUUCUGGUUUCACCAACCUUUCCAUGGUGGUUUGGUACUGAACUAGAGAAACAGAGAAAGGUUCUUUGCUUUGUGUUCUUACUUGUUAUUCUUGCUCUUUCUGUUCUGACUUUGGAUUUAUCAAAUCAAUUUAUUAUGGAUGAAAAUAGUUGCUUGCUGGAAGGGUGCUGUUCUUUCUUUCCUUUGAAUCAUUUCCCUUUUUUUUUUAUUGAUGUUUACAAUUUCUUUGUUAAUUGAUUAUGAUUAUUAGAGUGACAAGGUGCUAAUUAAUAUAUGGUUGUGUAGCAUGCUAGUUUGUUGGGUUGUGACUUUGACAGGGAGAAUGGGAACAUUGACAAUGAGGGAAUGGAGAAGGAUGUGAAUUAGUCUCCAACUAAUGUUAAGCAUCCUUGCAAAUUUCCUUUUUAAAAUUUGUUAGGAGGUUAAUCUGAUUGCUACUGUCUACUGCUUGACAUAAGUGCAUAAGCUUGAAAUGUAUCUCAUUUUUCAUGUUCUUGUGAAUGUAUCUUUGAUGGUUAGCUUGUAUUUCAAGUUUUUGCUUUUUUUCAUAGUCCCUUUUGGCAUCUAAACAAACUUGGUUCUUGUUGAAAGAAUUUAAUCUGAUAAAAUAAUUAUGCUCAUUUAUAUAUUUGGAGUUGAUUUCACAUUAAAGGAAUUAAAGCCAUUGAGAGUGAAUCAGAGAUAUAGCUUCAGGGAUCAACAGUAUAAUGGUUAAUCCUUCAUUACACUUCUUAGUUUCUAAUUCAAAUAUAUAUAAUUUUCUUUCAUCUGUUUGAGUUGUUCAUACGUUAAUUAUGAACUAUUCCCAUGUGGUUAUGUGUUUCAAUCAAUAAAAUCUCUGUUUUCAUUGGUGUACAAACUUGCCCAGGCUCCACAAAAUUCUUGGCUCCGCCACUGCUUACUCUAUCAAGUUUCACAGUCAGCUUCACCAGCAGCGGCAGGUGGGCAGCUCCGGCACAGAAACGGGUAGAGUAUGCACUCCCUCCUCGGGUAGGGGCAGCGUCCUGCCGCUUCGCCAGCUGCAGUCGUCGGGACCGUGAGGCCAGCGGCAGGGGGGCAGCCGCGGCACAUAUAUGGCACCAGCAAGCAAAGCCUCAUCGGGUAAGGGCAGCGCCCUGCAGCAGUCGGGAUCGUGGUGAGGAUACUCAGGACAAGAACGAGCACAAUGGCAUUGGCAGCACGUGUAGGACUCGCCAUUGCUUAGACUUAGAGUUGAUGAAUAAUAUAUUGGAAUUGAUGAAUCUAUUCGAGUUGAUGGCCCUAUUUAUAGAACAGGGUCUAGGCUAAUAGCUUUUUAGUCCCUCUUUUUUUUUAACUUGCUUUUUAGUCCCUAUUUUUUUUUAUGAAUAAUAUGUG
This is a messenger RNA of Lotus japonicus, 1559 nucleotides long. RefSeq lists its product as uncharacterized. The transcript has 2 exons. Bases 1011 to 1490 code for a protein of 159 amino acids. Lineage: Eukaryota; Viridiplantae; Streptophyta; Magnoliopsida; Fabales; Fabaceae. The record is from RefSeq and is a predicted model, not a curated record.